AUGGAUCAAGCUACCAAAAUCUUGCUGCUGAUCGCAGUUUUGGUCGGAGCAGGAUUUGCUGAUCAUGCCGAAAAUGCAGCUAACCCCCUUGAGGGAAUUUGCUCCGGAGAACAAGCCUGCUUUUCCAAGCCGGACAAUUGUACCGAUCCCAUCUGUGACCUCAUUCUCUCGUUGGGAAGCAAUGUUUCAUACCUAUAUAUUCAUGAUAUCCAGGAGAAUGAAAUGCUGCACAUUUAUAUGUACGAAAAUGGUGUGCAAAACGACAGAAUCCGAGUCUUUCUGGGAAACAAUCCGUUUACAUUUGAUGGAAUCGAACCGUACGGGAAAGAGUACAGAUUGACUCAUAAAAGAUUUCGGGUUAAUGUGACUGUCAUAGACGACGACUACGAUCAGUAUCUCUACACCUACCCAGGUUUAAUGUUGAAACUGGGCGAAAACGUGUCAUACGCGUACAGAAAAUACAGACCGCAAGAAGGAUUGCAGCCAGUGAGCACAGAGAGAAUCCCGUUGCACUUUGUAGAAAGCUCCAAGAAACCCGUCGGAUUUAUCGACCAUGAUAUGAGCUUCCCGCCGACAACCCCUUUACCAAAAACUGAAGUUAGGAUGCCAGUGGAAUUUUCUGAUAGAAAACUUCGAUUCAAAAAAGAUUCUUCUGUCAAGACAGUCGACAUCAACUUUGUGUUGAACGAUCGGAUGAAUUUCUGA
Messenger RNA from Caenorhabditis remanei, 705 nucleotides. RefSeq lists its product as uncharacterized. The transcript is spliced from 6 exons. The record is from RefSeq and is a predicted model, not a curated record. Lineage: Eukaryota; Metazoa; Nematoda; Chromadorea; Rhabditida; Rhabditidae. Bases 1 to 705 code for a protein of 234 amino acids.